UUUGAGGGGCAGGAAAGCACUGAAGAAGGGGGAAUGGUUAGGGGAGUCCUAAUGGGAGAGAGGUUGGGGAGAAGAGAAGAAAUCUGAGGGAAGAGCUGAAUCCAGUGACCUCACUGGGCUGUGAGAAUACUGUUCACAACGUGCCCGAGUAAUAGAAGUCCUCCAUGGAUGUCAACUCACCUGUCAUGGUUUAAAGUGGAAGAAGCACUGCAGGCUGUCUCUGCCUAUGUGGGCCCUGGCAUGAUGGACACCAGAAAUGCCCAAAUGGACACCGAGGGUAGGACCACAGCUCCCGGGGUCCAGCCAAGCCCUGGCCCGAGGACUGCCAGGAAGAAGGCUGGUGUUGAGCCCGCUAUACCAGGAGUCAGCCAGGUCAUGUUUCCAGAUACUGCAGAAACGGGCAGUGGGAAGCAGCCCUCAUCAGCUGCAGGAGGGCCACAGGAGGAGUCCGGACACAGAGAAGUAUACGAGGAGGGACCUCCGGACCUCAGGACCCAGGAGCAGAGACCUCCAAUGAAGUCAGAGGUUCCUGCAGCACCCGAAAGGCUACAGCAGCCAGGAAAAGGGGCCGAGGACCAGCAGAGGAGGCAGCAGAACCCAGGGACUGCAGAGGGUCAGCCACCCAAGAGCUGCCAGGGCCCAAAGUAUCAGUCCCCCCCAGGUCACCAGGCAGCAAAUGGGUCAGACACGGUGCAGCCCACAGAGCUUCCUUGCACCCUGGACGGCUGUGGACACCCACUGGUAGGCGAGGCUCCCAACGAGGCAGGCAGCCCACACAUCAGGCUGCAGGGGGCUCUGCUGGAACCUGGCUCAGGGGAACAGGAAGAGGACAGCGCCCAGGAACAAAUGCCCCUGACACCUGUGGUGACUCCAGAGGAAAAGACGGCCAGCUCCUUCCUGCCAUCCACAUCAAGGUCUAAAACGCCCAGAGAAAGGAGUGAGGCCAUGGACACCCAGCCAGCAUCAAGGCCUUCUCCUCCGCCAGGCUUCAUGAAGUGCUUGCUGGAGGUAGAGGAGGAAGAGGCCACCCACCGGAGAGCCCUGAAGGCCAGGACCCUGACAGCCCGGAAGUCCUCGAGGAUCCUCACCUCUGUACCCACCUCAGUCCCCUUUGGCAGCUCAUCCCCAAGUCUGAUUCUGACCCUGCCUCAGACCUCCUUCUCAGCCCCUCCCACUGUCCCACUGUGGGCCCGGCCACCAGUCCCUGGGCCAGCCCCUUCUCCUGUGGGAGCCGUGGUCCAGGCCUCAAUGCCCGACCCAGCCCUGUCUGUCCCCAUGGACCCGGGCUGGAGAAGGACAGAAGUCUUGUACCUGAGCGACGAGAGGAGCCUGAGCUACGCCAAGGCACGGCGUAACCUCAUGAAGUUGUAUCAGAACUGGGAGGAGAGGUCGGAGGAGCACCUCACCCUGAAGCAGGAGGAAGCCUUCCGCAUCUACUUCGAGAUCUUCGAUGGCCCCGGAGAGGUGGACGCUCAGAGCCUGGAGAAUAUCCUGCUCCUGGUGGGCUUCUCUGUGACACCAGCCCAGGUGGAGGACGCUCUGAUGAGUGCCGACGUGGACGGAGAUGGUCACGUGGACUUCAGAGACUUCUUGGCUGUGAUGACAGAUACCAGGCGCUUCUUCUGCUCUGUAGAACAGAACACCCUGGCAGACAUGGCUCCCCAGAACCCCCACACUCUGCUCUUUGAGAUCCUGUCCCUGCUGGUGGAGAUGCUGGCCUUACCGGAAGCAGCCUUAGAGGAAAUCACGAAUUACUACCAGAAGAAGCUGAAGGAAGGCACCUACAGGGUCAGAGAGAUGGAAUCAGCCAUUGGCCAGCUGCGGUCACGGAAGAAGCUUCACUACAACCUUCAGCAUACAGAACUGGAAAUCUCAGAACGAAGGGUCUUCAGGAUCCUGAACCGGCUAAAGCCGCAGAACUAUGCCACCAACCUGCAGAGCCCUUACGCCCAGGUGCCCUGCAUCCCACUCUGUCCUCAGCUGGACAAGAAGAUGGUCCGUCGGAAGCAGGGCAACCACUACGUGCUGGAUCAGUGUCCUCCCGCCAGCCUGGGCCCCGACAUCCGUAGCCGCUUCUUCCAGCCAGGACCUCAAGGAAGCAGGGAAAACAGCUCUGAUGGCAAAAAGUGGCUCAGCUCCGUGCCAGCACGAAUGCACUGACGGCUGGAGUCCUGACUAGGCAUCUGCCUGAGGCCUGCACACACAUGGGUCACCAGGCAAGGGCUGCUGCUGGAGUUCGCCUUUGGGGCCUGGUAAGCCAAUAAACACCAAGAACCUCAGCCUCUGUGUCAGGUGCCACAGAAGGUUCCAGGUUUCGCCCUCUAUGUCAGCUCUCGAGUACACAGGGUUUGAGAGGCCUUGAGGCAGGACUUACCUCAAAGCCCUGUCCAGGGCUGGGGUUCCUGCUGCAGGUGACCUGGGUACACUCAAAACACAGACUUGGGCCUCUCCUCCUCUAGACUGAGAACCCCACAAAGGCAGGAAUCCUCUAAGGGGUGUGGACAUAAGGGAAGUAUCUGGGAAAGACCUUGCCCCUGAGGUGGCAGGCCCUUGGGAAGCACAGGAGGCAGCUUCAGCCAUGUCCUCUUCCAUAGAACCUUAGGGCCCAAGAUUCUCCCUCCUUCAGAGGCUAAGGAGUGGGUCCUUACCCCUCAGCCCACGUACCACUCACCCUACGGAACUGAGCAGAGGUAGCUCCCCAGGGUUAAGGAGUUAGGAGGCCAGGGACUGAAAUGAGGACAAGGAUCUGACAAGUUUAAAACAUGUAUUUAAAAUACAAUUUAUAAAAUGCUUAAUCUGCCGACACAGGAGCCCGCGAUGCGGGGUGGGGUUGGGGUGGGCAGCUGCCCGCUACACCAGCAGAGCAAGACUGCGGGGUGCGGCCCUCUCUCCCAUGCCCUUCUGUUCAGACACCCAAGGGGCCCAUGUGCACCCCUGGGAUCACACGACUAGAAAACAAGACCCCAGAGGUUUCUUGAGUCUCUGUUUACCAGGGAGGCUGGGGGCAGCCCUGCCGGCCCAUCCCUGAGCAGAGCACCCCCAGAUGGGGCAGAGCAGGGUAUGGCUGGGCUGGGCAGGGCAGGGUUGGGCGGGGCAGGUAGGCUCUGGAAGGGGCUGAUGGUAGCAGAUAGGGUGUUGCCUCCUGCCUGCAGGUGGGGAGCACCCUGAUUGAGUGGGCUGAAAAGGGCUGGUCACCAGGCCAGGACCCCCAGCUCCUUUGGUUAUAGGCUGACAUCAGAGUAGUGGCUCAUGGGAAGCGGUUAGCUGGAAGGUCUGAGGCCUGGCUCUUGGGAUUGGGGAGGAGCUGGGGGAAGGGGACAGUACCACAAUGGCAGAUGAAGAGGCAGCAGCCUCAGGUUUCUGCCCCCAUCCCCCGGGAAAGUUUUCUAAGCCACAGCCUGCAACUUACUUUUAAAGAAGGAAAAAAAAAAAAAAAA
Molecule: messenger RNA, 3437 nt
Organism: Tupaia belangeri chinensis (Chinese tree shrew)
Lineage: Eukaryota; Metazoa; Chordata; Mammalia; Scandentia; Tupaiidae
Gene: SPATA21
Product: spermatogenesis associated 21
Exons: 15
Coding region: 169-2160 (663 amino acids)
Molecular function (GO): calcium ion binding
Source: RefSeq, a predicted model, not a curated record